ACUACUACAACAACAGCGAAUUUAAGCGCAACAACGCCAGCGAAAGAUCAUUAUAAUAAUUCGUUGCUGCUGAGUCGGGUCGCAGGAAGCGGACAGUUGCGCACAAGUAGAUCUCCAUCGGACACACGCAGUUCCGAACAAAAUUUGCUAUGUAUUUAAGUGUUACUCCAUCAAAGGCUUUGAAAGCAUUUAAUAUUUUUUUUUUAUUAAAAAAAAGUUAUUAAGAAAUCUAAAAUCGGCGUGCAAUUUCCAAAAUCUAAAAUAAUUUUUAAACUGUAAUUGAAUUGCUAGAAAGUACAAAUAUUCAUACAUUAAGUGUACAUUGCUGUGAGUUUUAACACACUGUGCUUCUUCUUCUUGUUCUCGUUCUUGAUCUUUUUCCGCUCAUUAUUAUUGUUUUGCGCAUUUCGAACAAUUCGAAGACAUUCAACAAAUACUGCAAUACACGCUAAAUACGCUCUCACGCACGCACUCACAUGCACACACAAGCUAUCAAAGCAAAAGAUAUCUCCAAAAAUUAGCGAAAGAAGAAGAAAUAGCUUUGCUGCACACGCCCGCACGCAUUUCGCUUGCUUUUUAGAUUCAAACGCAAACAGCUGCGACAAGGAUAACAACACUGAGUUACAACAAAUACUAAAUAGAGAGCACUGCUAAUUGAAUAAUAAAAAUAUUCGAAAGCAAUUAGCAACAACAACAACAAAGCAAACAAACCAUACAUGAUCAAUCAAAUAUAUGCAUACAACUAAAACAUUCUAAAAAGCCAACAACAAUAAGCUGCUUGUUCUUCGUUAAUAUCUGCAUAGUUGCUGUUAGUAUUGUUAUUAUUAUUGUUGUGUUACCAGUUGUUGUCAGUCAAUUGGGCUGCACGCGCCCAAUGAAGCGCCAAAAUAUACAUAAAAUUUGAAUAAACUUAGAUAAAACAGUGAAUACAAAAGCAUAAACUUAACUAUAAUUUCAACACUUUACUCCAAAUCUAUAAACAACAAUUACAACAACAAAACUACUUGACGGCACCGCACAACAAAUCACAAUAUACGACUGUCUCUGUACGGUUGGGUGCACCGCUCACGUGCUAAUUGGAUACUCCUCUGUUACCUUCAAUUUUUGUCAACACUACUCACUUGAUAUCGCUGCUAUUUCGAAUUCGCAUUUUUUGUUGCUUGUGCGUCCCACAGUGUCACGUGAACGCAGCAAUCGCGGUAACAGCACCGAUUCGGCGGGGCAGCACGAACGUUUGGCUCUCAGCGGCACAGCGCCAUCAGCACUGACGUCCUCAACGGCCGGAUCGACGGUGGUCGGCACCACCGGCACACUGGGCGGCGCUGGAGCAUCAGGAACUUCGCUCGCGACAACCACAUCGACGGGCGGUGUCAGCAGUUACGGCAGCAGCACUAUGACCGGUUGUAUCGGCAGUGGCAACAGUGGCGCCACUGUCGCCACAUUUCGUGGCUUCCGUAGCCACUCGCCGUCAAGUCGACGCAGUCGCGAACGCAAUCGUCGCGAGUUCCAGCGCACACACGGCUCUGAUCAGGGCGGUCUGUUGGCCUAUAGUGGUUUGAGUGGCUUAAGUAUUGGUGGAAUUAGCAGCGGCGGUGGUAUCGGUGUUGGUGGCAUCAGUGGCGGCGGCUUCACUGUAGGUGGUGGUGAUGGUAGCACACUGGAUGGUAUGGGCGGCAUUGGUGCCGAGGAUUCGCGUUUAUCAGGCAACGAGGAUCUCUGCUAUCAAUCGUUCGCUUCUGACGAACAGGAUGGCACACAAUUGGAUGACAGCAAGAAACAUCAUCGUCGGCAUGAACGUACCUCCAGCUUGCAAGCGCUCGAUCGUCUCAACACGAAAAUCCAAUGUACAAAGGAGUCAAUACGGAAGGAACAAACAGCCCGAGAUGAUAACGUGAAUGAAUAUUUGAAAUUGGCGGCGAGUGCUGAUAAGCAACAGUUACAGCGAAUAAAGGCCGUUUUCGAGAAGAAAAAUCAGAAAAGCGCACACAGUAUCUCGCAGCUACAGAAGAAACUUGACAACUACACGAAGCGGGCGAAAGAUUUAACCAACCAUCAAUUCGCGAAUAAGAGUCAACAUCGUCAGCCGCGUGAGGUACUGCGUGACGUGGGCCAGGGCUUAAGAAAUGUCGGCGGCAACAUACGCGACGGUAUCACUGGCUUUUCCGGUUCGGUGAUGUCUAAGCCGCGUGAAUUUGCACAUUUAAUUAAGAAUAAAUUCGGUAGCGCUGAUAAUAUUAAUCAAAUGUCAGAAACUGAAAUCAACAACAUUAACAUGCCGGUCAAUGCUGAACUGAUUGGCAGUUCGACGCCGAAUAAUAACAUAGCGGCCACCUCCACCGGUUCGGGUAAUACUGGUGGCGCGGGUAGCGGAAAAUUUAAUAGCGAUAAUGGUAGUGAAUGCAGCAGCGUUACCAGCGAGAGCAUACCAGCCGGCUCUGGCAAGAGUCAAUCGGGCGCGAGUCAAUAUCAUCUUGUACUCAAAUCGCUUUUAACCGAAUUGGCUGAGCGUAAAGAUGAAAUCGAGAAACUAAAAGAGCGUGUUGAACGACUAGAGACUGCACAAAAGGAAUUAAACAGCUUAACUUCAACGCUAGAAAGUGAACGUUACCGUGCCGAAAGUUUAGAGGAGCAAAUUAACGAUUUAACCGAACUGCAUCAGAAUGAAAUUGAAAACCUAAAGCAAACAAUUGCUGAUAUGGAGGAAAAGGUGCAAUAUCAAAGUGAUGAGCGAUUGCGCGACGUUAAUGAAGUACUGGAAAAUUGCCAAACGCGGAUAUCCAAAAUGGAACAUUUAUCACAACAACAGUACGUGACCGUCGAGGGUAUAGACAAUUCGAAUGCACGAGCGCUCGUCGUCAAGCUUAUUAAUGUCGUUUUAACGGUAUUACAAGUGGUACUGUUAUUGGUGGCGACGGCGGCAGGCAUCAUAAUGCCAUUCCUGAAGACGAGAGUGCGCGUUCUGACGACAUUCUUAUUCAUUUUCUUCAUUAUAUUUGUGAUACGACAAUGGCCGGAUGUGCAAGACAUCGGCGCUGGACUGAUGCGACAUUUAAAGGAAUCAUUGGUUGUCAAAUGAAGUAUGUAAAUGGCGCGCUUGUAAACAAACAAUGCAUAAACGUAGACGUAAGCACACAAUGAAAGCGAUAAUGCAAUGAAAUGUGAAAAUUUGCAGGCAGCAGACAGUAAUGGCAGCAAUACAUAGAGACGUGUGAAUGUAGCAGCAAUUAGUUAUAGAAAUUUUGUUAAUUUUGAUUAGCUGUUAGUGUCAUUAGAGAAAUAUGGAAAACAAUAUGCAAAUAAAUUACAAUGUUAAAUACUAUUAAUAAUAAUACAUACAUACAAACAAACAAACAUAUAUAUAGAGAGAGAAAGUAAUGCUAUAAAUUAGUGCAAAAAAGCACCCGGUCUUGUACAGCUGCACUGUGCUGAAAGUGUCGUUUAGUGCGAGUGCGCGUCUAGCAAAGAUUUACACGUGUGACAUAUUUAACUAUUUUAUAUUAAUUUUAUGUUUAAGUACGUACAAUAUUCGAGCCACAAUACAUUGCAAAGAAAAUACUCGUAUGUAAUUGGAACUAUUUUUAUUGGGUUUUUUCAUAUGCAGCAUGUACGUACAUAAAGUAUGUUAAAACUGCACCAGUAUAUGAGUAUGCCGUUAGUUAUACUUUUUGUAUGUGCUCAUUUAUGCACGACAUUCACACACACAUACACACACUUUGAAAUAGUGAAUAGUAAGUUCAAAAUGCUCUUCUGCCAUUUUUUUAAUAUCUAUUAUCUCAAAUAUGUUUUUUAAUAGUGUAAAUUGCAUUUUUUUUUAAUUUUUUUAAUUUUAUGUUUUAUAAAAAGUUUUCAGCCAAAACAAUUAUUUAAAAAAUAUCUCCAAAAACCAUUAGAAGUUUUGACUUUUACAACGUUUUUCGAAUAUUUUUGCUACAUCAAAAAAUUUGUUCUAAAAAGCUUGCGUUGCGAUAUUUUCGCAUUUACGAUCGCUGUUAUGAGCAACAACAAGAAAACUUUAAGUAAGAAAGCCUUAGUAAGUCGGCUUAUUUUAUAAGACAGCCAAAGCCGCUGAGUACAAAAGGCGCGCACACAAAACGCAAACAUCGUUUGAAGGCUAAAAUAAAUAACUCAAUAAAUAAUACAUAUACAAUUUCAAAAUAUAACUUGCUCUUGUAUGGUACUUCAAUUUAAUAGAAAUGCAACCAUUUCAAAUAGAAAACUAUAAUUUUUUUUAACAAUUUUCGGUAUUUAUAUUAUUGCAUAUUUAAAUAACUGUAAUUAACUGUAUAUUGCGUGUAUUUAAAAGUAUGCUGAUUUUGGUGGAGUUUUACGUAAUUUUAAACGAUAGUUGUUAGUUAUAGCGAACAUUAAUUAUGCGUAAAUGCAUUAAGAUGCCCUAUUGUAGCGUAAUUUUCGAGCAUAAAUCAACUUAAAAUGAAAGAAUAAGCUUAUUUUACAAAACGCAGACUUUUGUAUGUUGUAUUUAGUAAGUGAAGUGACAUGUGUGUUGGGAUUGAAAAAAUGUGUAGUUUGCAUUGGAGUUUAAGUAAAACGGCCUAGAAAUCUAGAUUUUUUUAUAAAAACUAUUUGUAGCGCAAUUGUUUCCUUAAAAAUAUAAAUUCUCAAAAAUAUAAAUAUGUGGAAUAUUCAAUAAAGAUUAUUUUUUUUUCUCACCAACUAAGAGUAUUCUCCAACCCAAUUGCAUAACAAAUUUAAUUACAUGCUACAUAAAUUUUAAUUAUUAUUUUUUAUUACACUUUGUAUUACAAAAAAUAACUAUGAAUGAAAAAAGUAUAAAUCAAUAAAUAAAUGGAAAUUUAUAUUAAAAUAUAUUGAUCUGAAUAAUAAACGGAUAGAAUAAUACUGCGCUCUAUGACUGACUUUAAUUGCUAGUGUGUAAAAUGGCAUGUGCUUCUGACUUCAAUUGCUGUCUUUCCCACUCUGUAAGUGCAUUGUCGCCAUUAAGCGAAAACGAAAGUAUUUAAAGUAAACCACUUGAGGCAAUUCAAUCAAAAGACGGGAGUUCUGUUCCACUUAAAGACAUUUUAAUCGGUUAACAGAUGUUUAAUUCUCACACAAUUAGGCCAAUUAGGUGGCUAUGGCAACUUUUAUAAAUAUCGGUAAGUAUAUAUAAGUGUUGACGUAUUAGAUUUAAUGUGUAAGGAUUUUUUUUUUAAUUUGUUGAUUUCAUUCAGUGAGAAGACUUGCGAAAAGGGUUCAUAAAAAUGGGUUUUCAAAAUGGACGCUGCAAAAGACCUAUAGACCUAUAGGCACGGCAAAUGACGCCAAAUUUUUCCAUCUCUUUUUACAUUUCUCUUCAGUAAGGUUUGCCAUCAUGGGAAGAUAUACGAUCCAACAACGAGUCGAAAUUAUUAAGAUUUACUACCGAAAUACGGAGUCAUUGGCCUCAACAUUAAGAGCGCUACGUCCUACGUAGCGAUUAGGCUCAUUUCUCAUAAGUAAAAUAUGCGUUAUUGGUCAGGCAGCAAUCCACACGUACUCCAUUAGUCACCUGAAAAAAUUACGGUUUGGUGCGGUUUAUAUGCCGGAUUAGAUGAUAUGUGGUUCCAACAGAAAACCGCCACAAGCCACACAGCGAAUGUAACAAUCGAUUUAUUGAAAUCCAUUUUUGAUGAACGUCUCACAAAUUGGCCAAGUCAAUUAGCCGCCCUGGUCGGCGAUUUUACGCCGUUCAACUAUUUUCUGUAGGGCUACGUCAAGUCUACGGUCUACGUCAACAAACCAGCGACGAUUGAUGAACUUCAUACGAAUAUCGAAGGUGACAUUACAGCGUCUGGAGUUCUGCAAGCGGCUCGUGUUGGCCCUGCAAAAGAAAUCGAGUUUCACCUAUAAUAACAUUUCAAAGGAAUAAAGAAUUUCAUUGAUAUCCCAAACCGUUUACCACUUAGAACAUGGCAAAACAAUCAACUCUGAUAAAUAUCUACUUUAUUUGUCGGGAGGACAUCGGAAUCAAAAUAAAUUGCCAAAGUUGCAUCGAAGAAGUGGAGAUUGAGACAUCGAGACAAGUGCUCCUUCAUUGUCCAGAUUUCGCUAGACUGCGGCUGAAACAUCUCGGCAGGACGAGCUUCAAAACGCGUUAUCGUCACUUUCGUCACAGAGUUUGCGGCAUGACAAAGGACUGGUUUUAGCUGCCCAAAUGCGAUCUCCUGUGACACAGGGAUUCGCCCUUUCACAUAACCUAUAUACAUAUGUAUAUAUAAGUAGUACAGCCUACUUUACCACCAAAAAUCAAAGGAAACCGGUUCAAUGUUAGCUUCUGUCAAAUUCAAGUGAGAGCUGCUGAAAAACAUGCUUUAAAUUAAUUAUUAACUUACAUAUAUAAUAUUGUUAAAUUUCAGUGCAUGCUAUUUUAAAUUCUUAACUCUGCAACCUUAUUGAACAAACUAUAAUCGAUGAAUAAUAAUUAAAAGUCACAGAUAUAUUUGGAAUAAAAUAUGAAUCAUUCAUUCUUGUAUUUUGUUGUUGGAACAUUUUAUAUUUACAUUACACAUUUAACGAUCCCUUUGGCCACAUUAAACGCGUGAUAAUAUUUUUGCUUAGUAAUUUCAUGUUAUUACAAUGCUAUAGUGGUUAACCUAGAGUUAGAUCUAUUACAUACGUUAAAUCACAAACAUUAUUUAUAUUAUGUGUGCUCAAAGUGAUGAGGAUUUAUUGAAAGAACAUAAAACAAGCGGAAGUUAUAGUUAAAAUAAUUCAAAGAAAGAAAGAAAUGGAAACAAACCACCUUCUUAAGCACCCGAUGCAUUAAAGUAAUGUAAGCUUAUUAACGAAGCAUGCAUGGAAUUGAAUUUAAUAGAACUUUUGAUCGCUGUCUUUAUUUAUUAUAUUUUGUAUUUUCAGUGGUGUUAUGUGUAAUUGGUAACUCCAGAAAAUGGCUCGCGAUAGUUCGAACAAAGCGCAGCAGGAUGAAAAGAUACACUUUUGACGCAACGAAUCGGCAAAAAAAAAAUAAAAGAAUGAAAUGUCUUUGUUUUGUUUAACUAAAAAAUAGAUUAUAAUUGUAAAAAUAUAUGUAUAUGUAUAUAUAUAUGCAUGUAUACAGUUCCUUAGAUAAUUAUAUUAUUAUUAGAUAGACGUAUGUAGACAAUUUGGUAGCUAUGGUGAUAUUGUAAUAGUUGCUGCUUACACAUAUAUAUUAGUUGUUCUUGCAACAGUUUAUUUUCCAUUAAUUUGUUUUGGUUUUUGUUGUUUAUUUUAAUUUUUUUUUGCUUCUUUUAAACAUUUCUGGUUGUUAUUGUUUAUUGCAGUACGUAUUUUGCAUUCUCUUCUAUGCUUACAUGUACUUACAUAGCAGUAAAAUGAUAAAAGUUACAUUCGUAUUUACCUAUAACUAAGUAUUUGUAUAUAUGUAUGUAUGUGUGUAUGCAUGCAUGCACACAAAUAAUCGAAGCCAAUAUUAAUCACAUUUGAUGUAUACAUAAAUUCUAAUCAAACAAUUAAAAACGAAUAAAACUAUAAUAAUUUACAGUUGCUCCUACACACGUAGAGUCACACAUUUGCUUGUUGUAACUCCCUCAGUAAGCGUUGACAUCUGCGCUGGAGUUCGCAAGCAGUAUUAGCACCUGACACUGUGACAUUGUGACCAAUCAACGCGCUACCACCGUUCGUGGUCGCUUCUUUAGAAACGCACACACACACAUAGCUGAGACCAUAUCCGAUAUCCGUAUGCAUACAAUUUACUUAUUUCUACAUAUCAUUUUAUUUAAAAUAUAAACGUUGUUAUUCUCAUUCUCACUCCAGCUCACUGCAAAGGCUAUGUCUGAUUUGGUGCUAGCUUUUGUUGUUUGUGACGGCCACAUCUGUAGAUUUCACACUCAUAUGCGUUGUGUGUGUUGCGUGCGUGCGGCUGGUGUUGCUACCUGCGUCUGUUGCUGCUGUUGUUGUUGUUGUUGUUGUCGUCUCGGUGCAACUAAUUCGCUGCCAUUUGUGGCAUUAAUUUCAUUACGCGUUGCAACUGUGACUGGCUCAUAAAUCGACUGCUGCGGCAACUCAUCAUCAUCAUCGUCAUCAUCAUCGCAUUCUUUGAAGGAACCAGCUAAAUUCGGAUUGAG
Zeugodacus cucurbitae (melon fly) is the source of this 8069-nucleotide messenger RNA. RefSeq names its product transmembrane and coiled-coil domains protein 2 (gene Dmtn). NCBI's taxonomy places the organism in Eukaryota, Metazoa, Arthropoda, Insecta, Diptera, Tephritidae. The record is from RefSeq and is a predicted model, not a curated record. The transcript is spliced from 12 exons. Gene Ontology annotation, cellular component: endomembrane system. Bases 1394 to 3076 code for a protein of 560 amino acids.